Molecule: messenger RNA, 2404 nt
Organism: Solea senegalensis (Senegalese sole)
Lineage: Eukaryota; Metazoa; Chordata; Actinopteri; Pleuronectiformes; Soleidae
Gene: hspa5
Product: heat shock protein 5
Exons: 9
Coding region: 162-2129 (655 amino acids)
Biological process (GO): protein refolding; cellular response to unfolded protein; endoplasmic reticulum unfolded protein response
Cellular component (GO): membrane; nucleus; cytoplasm
Molecular function (GO): ATP-dependent protein folding chaperone; heat shock protein binding; ATP hydrolysis activity
Source: RefSeq, a predicted model, not a curated record
UCAACAUCAUUUCACAGAAGCAGUUUCAGAAUACAGACAAGAAGGGAGACGUUAUCUGCGACGAGACACUACCCGUAAAAGCAACGCCUAAGCCGCAAAUUGACAGCUAGUGCAUCUAUUACGGUUUCUUGGUAGAUCUGAGGAUUCCAAAAAAACCCAAAAUGAAGCUGGUGUGGGCUUUAAUGCUGGUGGUCGGCACAGUGUUUGCUGAUGCUGACGACGACCGCAGGGACGCUGUGGGGACAGUGGUGGGAAUUGACCUGGGGACCACUUACUCAUGCGUUGGAGUGUUCAAGAAUGGUCGUGUGGAGAUCAUCGCCAACGACCAGGGUAACCGCAUCACCCCAUCAUAUGUGGCCUUCACCAGUGAGGGUGAACGUCUGAUUGGUGAUGCUGCGAAGAACCAGCUGACCUCUAACCCUGAGAACACUGUUUUUGAUGCCAAGAGAUUGAUUGGUCGCUCAUGGGGUGACUCCUCUGUGCAGCAGGACAUCAAAUACCUGCCAUUCAAGAUUACAGAGAAGAAAAGCAAGCCCCACAUCCAGGUUGAUAUUGGUGGUGGCCAGAUGAAGACAUUUGCUCCCGAGGAGAUCUCUGCUAUGGUGCUGACCAAGAUGAAGGAGACUGCUGAGGCUUACCUGGGCAAAAAGGUCACACAUGCUGUGGUUACUGUCCCUGCAUACUUUAAUGAUGCCCAACGUCAGGCCACCAAGGACGCUGGAACCAUUGCUGGUCUGAAUGUCAUGAGAAUCAUUAAUGAGCCGACUGCUGCUGCUAUUGCCUAUGGUCUGGACAAGAGGGAUGGCGAGAAGAACAUUCUUGUGUUCGACCUCGGUGGUGGCACCUUCGAUGUCUCCCUCCUGACCAUUGACAAUGGUGUGUUUGAAGUGGUGGCCACCAACGGUGACACUCACCUUGGCGGUGAAGACUUUGACCAGCGUGUCAUGGAGCACUUCAUCAAGCUGUACAAGAAGAAGACUGGCAAAGAUGUACGUAAAGAUAACCGUGCUGUGCAGAAACUGCGCCGUGAAGUUGAGAAAGCAAAGAGGGCUCUAUCUGCCCAGCACCAGGCCCGCAUUGAGAUCGAGUCCUUCUUUGAGGGAGAAGACUUCUCCGAGACCCUGACCCGUGCCAAAUUUGAAGAGCUGAACAUGGACCUAUUCCGUUCCACCAUGAAGCCUGUACAGAAGGUGCUGGAAGAUUCUGACUUGAAGAAGCCUGACAUCAAUGAGAUUGUCCUGGUUGGAGGCUCCACCCGUAUCCCCAAAAUUCAGCAGCUGGUGAAGGAGUUCUUCAAUGGCAAAGAGCCCUCUAGGGGAAUCAACCCUGAUGAGGCUGUUGCAUAUGGUGCUGCUGUGCAGGCAGGAGUGCUGUCAGGAGAGGAAGACACUGGUGAUGUGGUUCUUCUGGAUGUUUGCCCCCUGACUCUUGGUAUUGAGACUGUUGGAGGAGUUAUGACCAAACUGAUCCCUAGGAACACUGUUGUGCCCACCAAGAAAUCCCAGAUCUUUUCUACAGCUUCUGAUAACCAGCCCACCGUCACCAUUAAGGUCUAUGAAGGCGAGCGUCCCUUGACCAAAGACAACCACCUACUGGGCACCUUUGAUCUGACAGGUAUCCCUCCUGCACCUCGUGGUGUUCCACAGAUUGAGGUCACCUUUGAAAUUGAUGUCAACGGUAUUCUGCGUGUCACCGCUGAAGACAAAGGCACAGGCAACAAGAACAAGAUCACCAUCACAAAUGACCAGAACCGUCUCACACCCGAGGAUAUUGAGCGCAUGGUGAAUGAUGCAGAGCGCUUUGCUGAUGAAGACAAGAAGCUGAAGGAGAGGAUCGACGCUCGCAAUGAGUUGGAGAGCUACGCCUACUCUCUGAAGAACCAAAUUGGUGACAAGGAGAAGCUUGGUGGCAAGCUCUCAGAUGAAGAUAAGGAAACCAUUGAGAAGGCAGUGGAGGAGAAAAUUGAGUGGAUGGAGUCGCACCAAGAAGCUGACAUGGAAGAUUUCCAGGCCAAGAAGAAGGAGCUUGAGGAGGUGGUUCAGCCCAUCAUCAGCAAGCUUUAUGGUAGCGCAGGUGGACCCCCACCUGAGGGCGCAGAGAGUGAGCAAGAGGAGAAGGAUGAAUUAUAGGCAAGUUUGAAAUCAGCUCUUCAAUUGCCAAUUUCCUCAUCUAGAUGUACAUAUUGGACUGAUGGGACUCAAAAUAGUGAGUGGAGUGAUUGGGAAGGGGUGGCAAUCACAAGCAAACCAUACUGAAUCUUCAGAAAGACUUUUAAGUUUCGGUGUGUGAGAGGUGUUCUCUUCGCAGGAAAGCGGAGAUAUUCAUCAGCCCAAUAUGAGGCUUGCUGCUGCUGUUCUCAGGCAGUCCUAAUGGGGUUCUGUAAUUGGGAGGGGCUUAGUAGGGU